AUGAAUGGGAAUGAAAACGACUCUGAAGACCGGCACGGUUGUCUGUGGCACCGAUUUCGCUGUUCGAGGCUUGGCGUUUGUGCCAGGAUCUAUCGACGUGUUAUUCGGAGAAAAGUGGCACCAGAUCGUGUCGACUGUAAUGGCAAAUCUACACCAAGAAGCCGUGAGUCUCGUCGAAGGAUCAACCGCCCACCAUCAGCCCAGUACAGCGCACUCGGCGAAAAGAUCCGCAUCAGCACACCGCCUGCACUGCAGUGUGCAUUAUUCUGCGGUGGAGCGAGUUGUCCGUAUGAGCUGCCGCAAAAACGAGACACUGCCAUACAGGGCUUGUACUCACAUUGGGUCACAGACGAUAUUUUGGCGAUGGCGCGACCCAGCACCGCAAGCAUUGCCGCCAGAAAUAUCAUACAGCAAUUUCAUAGCUGGGGCAUCCGCACGGUGAUCAACUUGCAAACGCCAGGUGAACACGCCAGCUGCGGGCCUCCUCUCACCAGUUCCGGCUUCACUUAUGAUCCCACAAUAUUCAUGGCCAACGAUAUAUAUUAUUACAAUUUCGCGUGGCCAGAUUAUGGAGAAGCGAGUCUCAGCGGAUUAUUGAACAUGGCGAAAGUGGUGUCCUUUGCGUUAGAAGAGGGAAGAGUCGCCAUACAUUGCCAUGCAGGGCUAGGCAGAACUGGAGUACUCAUAGCGUGCUAUCUAGUGUACGCUCUGCGAGUCCGUGCCAAUGACGCUAUACGCCUCGUGAGGAAGAAGCGGCCGCGCUCCGUGCAGACUUCUGGGCAAAUUUUGUGCGUACAGCAGUUCGAACAUUACAUACUGCCGCAAACGGCUGUGUUUAGUUCUAAGGAACCGCUGAUGUUAACAACGCGAGAUCGUAAAUCUGCCGAAUUUACACUCAAGCAGUAUCUCUUUCGGCAGCGGGCAACUCUUCAUGGAUUAGAGGAACGAGUCUUUAGAGAACUUCCCAAGAUAGUGUACUGUAUUUGCGAGAGACUGCUCAAGUUAUGUGGCUGUCAUCAAACCGCCGGCCAAGACUUCCGCGUACGGAACCGUCCAUUCUACAAAACUUUCUUAGCCUACAAACUGAAAAAGAACAAACCUCCCGAUCCUGUAACUCCAGAAGAAAUUCCCGCAGGCCAUGUGACAACAUUGCCUAUGGUGGAAUGGCGAGAUCCAGUAGAGGAGGAUGUAGAAAGAAGCUUGGAGUCAGUUAGUACGAUCACAGGAUCUUCCAGUGGUGGAAGCAUACCCGCCGUAGAUAUACAUAAGGCAUUCAUUUUGGAUCACCAAAGUCUUCCAGACGAGAAACAGAAAUACCUUAAGCAGCUACGUAAUGAGAUUAAUCAGAGUCGAGAAGCUAUGGACAAGAUUUAUGAUGAGGAAGAUCCCAUGGUGCUAUCUGGACUUCUUCUCGAAUGGUUGGACGGCCUGAAGCAACCAGUUCUUAAUCGGGAAGAUCUUUCCCUGAUAGUCGCGCGUGCGAAUAACGCAGAGCAUUGCAUAAUGGCAUUGCAAAUGGAGGACAUCUUGCUUAUAGAAUACCUGCUACGCUUUAUUAUACGCCUUCGACCGUUAGCAGCCAACAAAAAGAUCGACAUAAUAAAACGCCUGCUUGCUUCCCUCACGCAUCAGACUAUUUUAAUUGGCGGGACAUUUCUUCCCAGUGGCAGAGACUUCCCAAGACUGCGUGAUGGAACGUGCAGUCAAGUUAUUAACUUCAUGCUAAGGAUGAUCGUAGAAAUACAAAAGGAUAUUUUGAAACCCGGAAGAGAUGACACUGAUGUUGUCAUUCCACCACGAAGAUUAAGAAUAAAGGCUUGGAAAUAA
Parnassius mnemosyne (clouded apollo) is the source of this 1827-nucleotide messenger RNA. NCBI's taxonomy places the organism in Eukaryota, Metazoa, Arthropoda, Insecta, Lepidoptera, Papilionidae. The record is from the annotation of a GenBank genome assembly.